AUUUGACAGUGCGCGAAAGAUUGUUGUUCACAACUGACCGAUAUUUCCCUCGAUCAAACACUAAUCUUGAGAAAACUAAUGCUUACAAGACAUGGAUCGCUACGUGUUGGUUAUAUCAUUUUGCCAAACUGAUGAUAACCUGGCGGAGGAGUAUACAUCCCUAGAGCCAGUAAAGCAGAUACAUGACAAGCUUGUGGACAUCUCAACACAUGAGUCAGUGAGAGGGGUCUCUGUGUUCCCAGCUUGUUCUCUUAGUGGCAGCCCAUCAUUUCAGAGGUGGCACUUUGCUGUUCAGGCUUGCCAAGGACUUACGCAGUUCUGCAGCUCCGACUGGGAGGAGCUGGGGACGGGCCAGAGGAGUGACAGUGAGGAGGAGAAGCCCACUGCUGUGGAGUCAUGUCUCACUUCUCUGAGUAAUCAGGAGGCAGUGGAUCAGCUGACACUGACAGAGCUGUUAGAGGAAGCUGCAGAAGGACUUCAUCUACUGUCAGACAAGCUUCCACCUCCAGGUAAAGCUUUAUUGGAUGUGCUGGUGUUGGGCAAUGCAGAGCAGUCCCCUCCUAUUCAAGAGCUGCUGCCUCUGCUGGGAGCCCUUAAACAUUUAUGCUGCUGGCAUGCUGCUAAGAUCACCAUAGUCACACAGCACACAACUGGGUGGCAGAAAGCAGCAUCGUACCUGAGUGGCAGUCUGGUGGAGCCUGCUGACCUUCACAGCUGCAUCGACCAUAGAGAAGUGUGGAGGGGCGGCCUGGUUAUCAGAGAGAAGAAGAAUGUGUCGGAGCUCCGUUUCGACGGCUUUUCUCUGCGUUCUCCAGUGCAUCACAUAUCAGGGACCAGUCUCUUGCACGCUCCCUGCACCACUACAGACCACAAACUGCAGUGUGAGGUCUUCCAUUUCUACGCACCAGUUUUAGAUUUGAUUCAGAUGGUCGAUCUGUCGGACCUGCCCAGCUUUCUGAUGUCCACAACCCAAUUUGAACUAAGCCUGUCUGGGAAGUCAAUGAAAACUAAACUUCUGUUGGACCAGCUGAGUUCACUGCAUGGAAAGGUUGGAGCAUUGUUCAGCCUGUCCUGUAUAAUCACCCCCCUCGCCCAGCCCGCAGCCAGCCAACUCAGCUCCCAGCGCUGGAGAGAGUCCAUAGCCAGGAGACCAAAGUCCUUACCUGUGCCUGACGUGGAGGUGAAAGGUGAGAGUGCUCACUACCUCCUGCUGGUCCAGGGCUCGGCUGAGAACCAGUCUGGAGGCUGCAGGGUCAGGAUGCUGCACUCAGACGGUCAAAUCAACGGAGCGGCUGCCAUGGCAACCGUCUCCGGGCUGCUGAGAGAGAAGUCUCUGUCUUCAUCAGGAGGAGCUCCAGGCAGCAUCCUGUCUUCUUUCCCCUGUGUCGAUGGAGACGGCCUGCUGAGGAGAGAGAGGAAGGUGACCAAAGUCCAGACACUGGUACUCAAAGAAUAUCUCAGACAGAGAGAAGAAGCAUCAGCCUCAACAUCAGUACCCAUCAAUGACUUGAAAGCCAUUCUGAGUCUUGCCAGGGAGCAGUAUCUCAAGAUGAUUGACUCCACUUUGCCGUCUGCUGCCACCUGUCUGACAGACGAGCAGGAGAGCUCAGACACCAAGAACUCAGGUUUUCAGACUAUUUCCCAUCUGCAGUCCGACUGGCCUGAGAGGAGCGUCCUCCACAACAUAGAGAACCUGCAGAGGAGACGACAGAAGAGGAGACUUGGCCUGUUAGGUCCAGGGUCCAGUGACAGUCUGCUGGGUCCUAAAGACAGUCAGAAGAGUUCCUCUGCAUUACUGGACGCCAGAGAACUUCUGAAACAUUUCACAUCUGAUGGCCAGCCCAUCGCCGAGCUGCAACCGCUGCUUAUCAAUCGGGGUAUUAAUAUAUUUCAGUUGUCACCAGACCUUUCUCCCAGAAGAGUCAGCCAGAUGCCCUUCAACAAAGCUUCGGUAUCCCAUUAUCACGGCAUAGAGUUCUGCCUGGACAACCAGCGGUCUUUGGACAGGGACCAGGCCUUCGUAAAACUCCAGUCGCGUCUGAUCCGUUACGAGACCCAAACCACCUGCUCCAAGGAGCCAUGUGCUCUCCCCUUCGCCCUCAGCCCCGCCCCCUCCCCUGCUGUGAUGUCAGAACCAGGAAGUGUGCCUGACGGAGAGACUCUGCAAAACGCGGAUGUGGCACGUCUCAAGCGCAAGUCAUGGGACACGGACAUUAUUGGAGGUUAUCCUCGCAAGAGACUGGUGAAGUCAGAGAGCAGUGACUCUCUCUGUUCUCAGAGCAGCGGCAGCAGUGGGACACACCCUGCCAUCAGGUCUCUACGGCAACAGCCCAGCAGAUCCCAGUCCACAUCCUCAGGUUUGGUGACUCAUCCUCCUUCUGACAAACCGAAACCUCAGCAGCUAAAGACACAACAGAAACAAGAGGAGGACAAAUCUUCGAAAGAGUCGAAAGAGUCACGCUCCCAGAAACACAACAGGAUGCUGCAGGAGGUAGUGGCUAAAACACUCAAACACCACGGGAUCACUGCUGAGCAUCAGUGCUUUGAGGCCUGCAGAAAAAGACUGUUUGAUAUCUCCAAAUUCUAUCUCAAGGAUCUGAAGACAUCGCGUGGUCUGCAUGAUGAGAUGAAGAAAGCAGCCAGCAGCAACGUUAAACAGGUCAUUGACUGGGUGUUGGAGAAGACCUCAAAGAAGUAAAGAGUCUUACAGAACAAGUGAGAAAAAAACUUGAUUGUGUUUAAUCUGUAAAAACUGCAUCUUGUGUCAGAUUUAGAGUGUUUGUUUUUAAGUCUUCCUGAUCAGCUUUAAAUUGUUAAAUUAAGCCUGUUUUAAUUAACUUAAUCCUUUUAUUUAAUUUUAUCAUGUCUUUUACUAAGGGGAUCAUAUAGUGACAUAUGAUUUUUUUUUAAAUGUGUUAUGUUUUUUUGUUUGUGUUUGAACACAUUUAUUCUGAUAUGCUGCCAUUGCUCCAGAGCCUUUAAACAUAAAUAGAAACAUACUGAGACAAAUUCGAGAGGGUGCUCUCAGCUCUCUGAGAUUAUAAAUCCUUUCCAAUAUUUUAUUUUUUUCUAAACUCACAAUUUUAUGCCUUAAUACAUGUAUAUAUUUGAUCUUUUCUCUGUUUGUAACACAAUAAAAGUGUUUUUCUUUCAUGUAA
Centropristis striata (black sea bass) is the source of this 3158-nucleotide messenger RNA. It is a transcript of the gene mtbp, whose product is annotated as MDM2 binding protein. Lineage: Eukaryota; Metazoa; Chordata; Actinopteri; Perciformes; Serranidae. The coding region runs from base 92 to 2698 and encodes 868 amino acids. Gene Ontology annotation, cellular component: kinetochore. The transcript has 23 exons. The record is from RefSeq and is a predicted model, not a curated record. Gene Ontology annotation, biological process: protein localization to kinetochore; regulation of protein ubiquitination; traversing start control point of mitotic cell cycle.